AUGCAUCAUUUUUUGAAGCCAAUUCUACGUCGUUCAUCUCCCUUAUGCACUUUUUGCUAUAAUAACAGUGGGCGUACAUUACCUAGCAAAUUACUUUUCUCUCGCCGCCCUUUCCAUACAACUAAGCCAACCCAUGUACCAAUUAUCCCUAUUCCCCUUUUUAUCACGGGAGCACUCAAAAGUGGGCAGCUAGUCAGUCUUGUAUCCUUAUCCUCGAAAACUUCAUUAACUUUAUUACCUCAUACUUUCCGUAGAGGAGGUAAAGCAGAUACUAUUGCCAAAGCACCAAAUACAUCCAGAUUACGUCUAGUCUAUCUCAGUGAAGAAGAAGAAAAAGAAAUUGUCAAGGCAGAAAUCGAUGCGUUACUGGAUUCUCAAAGCGGGCUUGUUGUCCCAAAAGAUAAUGAGGUAGUCAUGUGGCUUCAAACGAUUGUGAAUAAUUUGGCCGCUGCUGCGGUUGAUGAUAUCCGCUUGCCUGUACGCCAUUACGGCGAAGAAACACAAAAUCAAGAGAGCAAAGAAAUCCAAUUGGUACCUACCUUAGACCCCGUGGAUAUACCAAUCCCUCCAACUGAAGAUGAUUUUAGACCUGCCAUCCCACGACGUAACUUUGAUGUCGAUGUCAUUUGGGAUUCAAGUACCGUCAAUGCCAUGUGCGCCGGCUCCAAUAUCAUUGUGUAUAACUUGCUCAUUCAAUACUUGGAAUAUGAUACCAAUAGAAUUGCUGUUAUUCUCUCGCAUGAAAUUGCUCAUUCCCUACAACGGCAUUUUGUAGAACAACGUGGUUUUUCUUCUCUCAUGCUUAUGCUGGGAGAUAUCACACGUGGUGUCUUUUGGAUGGUUACAGAACCUUUCGGUCCUUAUGUCAAUCAAAAAAUCAAUGAAUAUAUCUCUACAUUUAUUGCCUUGGAAACGGAAACAACUUACAACAGAAAACUUGAAAAGGAGGUAUGA
Mucor mucedo is the source of this 954-nucleotide messenger RNA. RefSeq lists its product as uncharacterized. Gene Ontology annotation, molecular function: metalloendopeptidase activity. The transcript has 2 exons. Gene Ontology annotation, cellular component: mitochondrial inner membrane. Gene Ontology annotation, biological process: mitochondrial protein processing; protein quality control for misfolded or incompletely synthesized proteins. Lineage: Eukaryota; Fungi; Mucoromycota; Mucoromycetes; Mucorales; Mucoraceae. The coding region runs from base 1 to 954 and encodes 317 amino acids. The record is from RefSeq and is a predicted model, not a curated record.